Molecule: messenger RNA, 2405 nt
Organism: Helianthus annuus (common sunflower)
Lineage: Eukaryota; Viridiplantae; Streptophyta; Magnoliopsida; Asterales; Asteraceae
Exons: 9
Coding region: 956-2101 (381 amino acids)
Molecular function (GO): protein binding
Source: RefSeq, a predicted model, not a curated record
AAUAUAACCACUAGUACACAAGGCUUUUGUUGGUGCGAUGCAGUUUAUAUUGAUGGUGCGGUUCACUCAAACACCGCACCUUUACAUCUUGCUUUACAAAUUUCACCAACUUUAAAUCUUCCAUUUACAUUUUCCCCCCUUUUGUUGCCCUGUUCCCGCUUGUUUCCAUUUACGUUUUCCCUCCCUCAUGAAUUUCUCACCCUCACAAACCCUAAUCGAACCCCAACCCCCUCUAUUACAUCCAUCUGGUUCCCUUUAGCACCUCUCACUACGGAUACCUUCCAGUGCACCAUCGUUGCCCUCUAUUGCACCGUCGUUUCCCUUUAGUUCAGCGCAUCUCUACUGUCCGUUGUGUCCAGUUGUCCACUAAGUUCAUAUGAGUUGAGUUGGAAAUGGUGAAGAUUCAUGUCCUUGCAAAGGAUAAAAGUUGGAACUGUUGAAUGCGCUUCAGGUUAUAAAAUAUGAAGCACAAGGCGGGUCUGAGUUUUUCUUUGUCAUCAACAUACAGGUCCUGGGGCUACCGCAUAUAUUGUAAAAGGGGCUUUUAUCAUUUUACUUGAUGAAUGAGAAAAUAUAUUGUAUUUGCCUUCUAAAGGCUUUUAAUUGAACUGAUCGUGGCUUUUUGUUGAAGAAAAGGACUUCAUGCAUGGCUUCAAGUUACGGGAAGAAGAUGUGAAACUUCCGCAAUACAAAAAUGACGAUUUAGUCUUAAAUUUAAUCCCGGAAUUGAUUUCAAGGCGUUUGAUGGCCCAGAAUGAAAUUGUGAAAAGCGUCUCAAGGAAUUUAAACAUACACAUACCUUAUGGACUGUGUAGCGGAGGCGCAAUGAUCACAUGUGAAGUCACGUGCGCUUGCACUUCAUUUUUUAAGGGUGUCAAUUGCCUCCAGUACAUCGCCUACCCCAACUCCCCUCUCAACGCCGGUGCCGUGCCUUUGCGAUUUUAGAUUUGCAGGAAUGGCCAAUGCUAGAAAACUGAAGAAAGAUGGUCCAGUAUGGUCAAACCUUGAUCUUGAUCUUUGGUUUUUAAUUAUGAUGCACUUGGGAUUAGUUGAUUUUAUUGCUUUUGGUGGUGUUUGCAAGUCAUGGAGAUCACUUGCGGUCUCUAACUGGAAUAAAUUUAUGUUGGCUAAACAACCAAUGUAUUUGUCCAUCUCUUCUCAUUUGAAUGAGAAAAAGUUUUACUUAGAGGACUACCUAAGGAGAAAACUGAAAACCACCAUUCCCGAUUCCAACUAUGACAUGAUUUGUGUUGGGAUAAAUUGUGGUUACUUGAUUUUUUUCAAGACGAGAACCGGUGAUUUUUGGCUUGUGAAUCCCUUCACAAGGAAAGAACUUCGUUUCCGAGGAUUCCCCUUUUGUAUGUAUACUAUUCCAAAACAUAUCAGGUGUAUUCUUGUCUUUUCACCAUCAAUGUCCGGGUGGGUGCUUGUGGUAAUCGACCCCAUAUUUUCACGUAGAAUAGCUUUCUCUUUACCUGGUGAACAAGGUGGGUGGUAUUAUGUAAUAUCCAGUUGCAAUAUCCAUGAUUUACAUUUUUUCAAGGGAAAGAUAUAUACGAUAGACUGGGACAAUGAUUUAUGUGAACUGAGUCUUACUCCAGAGCCCACCUUGACUGUACUCGAAAUGAAGGAUUUUCCAUGGCUGUCACGCAAUAAUGUGCUGCAUUUUGUAAGUUCAAGUGACGACCUUUAUGUGGUGAAUGCAUCAGGAGAUGUGGUGAAUCCAUCAGUGCUGGAAUUUGUAAGUUCAAGUGACAACCUUUAUGUGGUGAAUGCAUCAGGAGAUGUGAAUGAGUCUGUUGAAGUUGAUUUUGGGGAAAUGAAAUGGGUGGAUUCAAAAAGUACAAUAGGAGAGUACACAGUUUUUUUAGGUAAUUUCAAGUCUGCUGCUGCUAUUAAACCAGAUACGUGGGCAUACCCUUGGACACAGUACGAGAGACUUAUGUACUCCAACGGGAACGGGCAAAGUAAGAAAAGCAGAACAUGUUUAAAGAAAAUGUGGUACUUCCCACACGAUUGCUUGAUUGGUAACGAGUCUGCCCAACAUUAUACCGUCUCUGAGCCACCCACCACCAGUGGGCUCGCAAGGCUGGAAGAUUGACAACAGCACAAAUCAAGUGGAAGUCGGGUGACAAGGGUUGUCCAUCUCAGUCAAGAUCAUGUCAAAGUUAGUCUGUAGAAGAGAACAAGUUUAUGUUUUCCAUGAUUUCUGUUACUGCAUGCAUGAAUUCGUAGAUGUUAGGGUGUAGUUAACUUUCUUUUUGUGUAAUUAAAUUAUGUACUGGAGAAAUUAAUCCGAAAACUCUCUCUUUCCCUUUGAAAUUCUUGGAGAAUUGCCAUCUUGAAUCAGCUCUAUCAGAGACGAAUGCAAAUAGGUCUGAUGCUGGUUCCCUGUCUAGAUAAAA